This is a messenger RNA of Moneuplotes crassus, 1257 nucleotides long. NCBI's taxonomy places the organism in Eukaryota, Ciliophora, Spirotrichea, Euplotida, Euplotidae. The record is from the annotation of a GenBank genome assembly.
AGAAAAUGAAACUAUAUAGAAGGAAUAGACCAAGAAAUAUUGGGAUAAAAACCUAUAAGUAUAACUUCAAAAAGCACUUUGCUAAGACAAUGAAAAAUUUCUCAGAAGAUAGAUCUCAAAUUCCUCCCUCUCCAGUUCUAAAACCGCAAAAUGACCUAAUCUCAAAAGCAACCAAUCAAAAUCUGAAGCCUGAGGACUGCUCUUGGAUUGCAAAAUUUCAAAGAUUAAAAUAGCACCGAUUACUACUCAAAUAGUGAAGAUGGAAGUCCUUUCCUUCCUCCUACUGAAGCAACUACUACUCUAAACAAUCAAGUAACUCUAAAGAAAGCUCCAAGCCGUCGAAUAAUAGUUCCAGGUGGAGCAAUAAAAAAGAAGCUAGCAACCCCAAUUCAGCGUAUUUUAUCUCCUGCUCAGAGAGCGAAGCGUCACAAAGAGUUCACUAGUUUUCCUUCAAACCUUGAGCAAAUGGAGACUAGGCGUAACAGAAAACUGAACACAUUCAAAAUGCCAUCAAGUGUGAGCCGAAAAGUACCAAAAAUAUACCUCAAAGAAGACUUAACCUCCAGUAUUUCUGAGUCUGCUCCAGAGUCGGAGAAGCUAGCCAAGCUUAAGAAUGACAACCUUGCUCUUCAAAGAAAGAAUGCGAAAUUAACAUCAGAAAAUGCCGAAUUGGCUUCAAAAUUAAAGAAGCUUUCUUUGCUACUAAAAGCCAAGAAUCUCAAAUAUGAGGGGAAACAAGAGCCAGGAUCUCCAAUUUCAGAGUUUUGAAACCAUCCUGAAAGGCAUCCCAUCCUUGAAUUGAGACCCUUCGCUGCUGAGAUAGAGCAUCUUCAGGAACUCAUUUCAACCAUGAGUGCUGAUUCCCUUAAAAGGCAAGAAGAAAUGGAUAUGAAAUUUAAAGAUACUUUUAAAAUACUUUUGGAAAAAGACUUAAUGAUUCAGGAACUCGAGGAACGAAAUGAUGAGCUUGAAGCUUACUUUAAUAAACAGAAGAAGGAGUUUAUAGAAGCUAGUGAGUACAACCAUGUGGCAACUCAAAACUCUGCACUUCGGAGUAACAUUAAAAUGUUGGGUUCAAGAAUUGAAGGAUUGGAAAAGGCAAACCAAGAUCUUCUGGUAAAAGCUUUACAACUAAAGGCAAAGUCAGCUUCAGCUGCUCAAGAUACUGAGAUUCAUGUAGCAGACAAAGAUAAGAGAUUGAACUGAAUAGAGGAACGGUCGGAGUCAACAACGUAAUGGAAGAUUAGGCAAUUUUUG